GGGAGGUCCGGCCAGCGCUCCCUGCUGGGGGCGAAGCCUGUGACUCCAUCUCACGGUGACCGAUGUCUCCCUGGGCACAUGCCAGCCAUCGGUGAACUAACGACAACAAGAGCGGAGGCGGGCAUGGGGGAAACAAAGCAGCCCCAGGCCCGGCUUCAGCUUCCACGGACUUCUGGGCCUAGGGAGGGUGGUGGCUUGAGACCCUCCGAAGCUCCUCUGGGUUCGGGCCCUAUUUGCGAGGGCACGAGUGGAAUGGGCUGAAGGUGAAGCUCUAGAGCGGGGACGCUCUUCCUCCCGCAGCUCGGACUUCAUGAUUCUGCCCCUCUUCUAGUUGUAGGUCACACUGACGUGUAUGAAGCGGGUUUGCGGGAGGAGCGUACCCGUCUUCCCUCCUGGGCCACUCGGUCCACUGGGAUCCCACUUCCCGCCCUUCGCCUGGCUCCAUGAUCCCACCCAAGCACUGAAGCUGCCCUCCGCAGGCCGUGGAGACGUGCUGGGACUGAAGCGCGGGUGAAGGAGAGGUCCCCGCCUGUGCUGCAGCGCUGUGCGCCUGGGCAGGGUUCCUACGCAAAACUUUUCCGGCUUCGGGCUUACGACGCGUGCGCUCAAGGUGGUAGCUGAGCCAGAGGAGGAAGCGGGGGCCAGUUGUCCCGAGGGCCCGUGGCCUCUGCCCCCACAGGUGUCACCAAGAGUGACCUACACGCGGAUGAGCCCAUGGCCGGCUGAGGAUGUCACCUUCCUCUACCACCCCUGUGCCCACCCUUGGCUGAAGCUCCAGCUUGCCCUCCUGGCCCACGUUUGUGUGGCCCAGCCCUCACUGGCCCCGGACUCCAGCCUUACUCAGGAGCGGCCCUUGGUGCUGGCAGCAUGUGGGGUGGUGCUGGAGAUGGCAUGGAUAGAGCCAGCCUGGGCUGCCCACUGGCUGAAGAAGCGGUGGCGGCGGCGGAGGAGGCUGAGGAAGGAGAAGGCAUGGUUCUGCUCUGACGGUCUUUCUGGGUCUUCUCCCUUGGUGCCAAGGCCAGGUAGAGGGAGGCUGUGCCGGAGAGGGUGUCUGCAGGCCCCAGCUUUGGCUUUUACCCUGCGGAGCUGGCGGCCCCCAGGUGUGGAGGAGGCAGCUGGAGGGUCCAGGCACCUCUCUCCUGUUGGUGCCAAGAGGCGUGGGCUGCGGGCCGCUCUCGGUCUCCAGCCCACGCCCUCAGCCCCGAGGCUCCCCCCUGCCUCUCCACGGAGCUUGGAGGCCAAGCAGCCCAUGCCGGCAGCCCGGGGUGAGGGGAGUGAUGCCCCAUCUGUGCCCACUCUCCCCUUGAUGCAUGAGGGGCCCAGAGGCAAUGCCAGCUCCAGGAUAGAGGCUCAAGUGCUCAAAGGGCAAAGCAGCCCAGGGGGCUGUACCUGUCCAAGUGAGGCUUCCCCAGCCCCUCGGGCAGCAGUGCCCCCGCGGGUAGCCCGGGGCCCUACCCCGCGCACGGAGGAGGCUGCUUGGGCGGCCAUGGCCUUGACCUUCCUGUUAGUGCUGCUCACUCUGGCCACGCUCUGCACACGGCUGCACCGAAACUUCCGACGGGGGGAUAGCAUCUACUGGGAGCCCACAGCGGACAGCCAGGACACGGUGGCUGCUGUGCUGAAGCGGAGGCUACUGAUGCCCCCGCGCCGGGUCAAGCGCUCCCGCCGGAGACCCCUCCUCCCGCCCACGCCGGACAGCGGCCCGGAUGGGGAUAGCUCCGACUGACUUGACCCGAGCCCUGCCACUUUGGCGGAUUUGGUUUCGCCGCGCCUGGUGAGGCCGCGACCUCUGCCACGUGGACCCUGCGAAGGACCGCCCCCUGGUGGCCAGAUGGAGCAGUCCUGCCUAAGCAUUGCAAACGGGCUUGUUCUUAAGGUGUGGUUGGCUGGUGGCGGCGGGGGUGGGGGAGGGAUGGGCUGUGUUUCUAAUUAAAUUAUUUUGGUAGA
Molecule: messenger RNA, 1947 nt
Organism: Acinonyx jubatus (cheetah)
Lineage: Eukaryota; Metazoa; Chordata; Mammalia; Carnivora; Felidae
Gene: TP53I13
Product: tumor protein p53 inducible protein 13
Exons: 7
Coding region: 707-1726 (339 amino acids)
Cellular component (GO): cytoplasm
Source: RefSeq, a predicted model, not a curated record